GUAACAAUCGGAACCAUAAGCGUGAGCACUCUCAUUUCCUUUCUGCUGAUAUUGUUAAUAGAAUGAUAGAAUGAUAGAAUGCGCUACUGUGAAUCUGCAUGCACAUAAUCAUGUGUAUACAUAUGUACAUAUAUGUUAGCUUGAACAGGAAUAGGUUUUAAUCGGAUGGUUAUCCAAUGUACAAUAAGUAAACAAAUAUAGAUGAUUGGAAAUUGCUGCUUUGAUACAUUUUUAAGCCUUUUUUUUACCACGUGACCACAUGAUAUGUAUUUUGAUGUAAUAUGGCGCCUUUAAUUGUCACAGUGUAAUAAAAUUUCUAAAAGGAUGUAAAAUUCUUUUAAAUGUUAAACUUGAAACUUAACACAGAAUGCCGGUUGAUAUAAAUCGAUUAACGGAAGGUUGGCUAGAAUUGGAAAGUGACCCAGGUAUAAAAUAAUAGCCUCAAGAGUUUAUUUACAUUGCUAUUGGAGGAUUUUGGAGUAAAAGGUGUACAAGUAGAAGAAAUAUAUGAUCUACAAAAAUCGUUGGAAGGUCCAGUGUAUGGUUUCAUAUUCCUAUUUCGUUGGAUAGAAGAAAGGAGGUCCAGACGUAAAGUUGUAGAACAAGAUGAAAGUUUUGUGAAAGAUGAAGAAAUUGUUAACAAUAUAUUUUUUGCACAACAGGUUGUGCCCAACAGUUGUGCAACACAUGCACUACUCUCUGUAUUACUUAAUUGUCCAAAUAUUCAUUUGGGUACAACUUUAUCCAGGUUGAAGAUGCAUACAUCUGGUAUGUGUCCAGAAAAUAAAGGAUGGGCAAUUGGUAACACACCUGAAUUGGCUUGCGCUCAUAAUUCUCAUGCAAUGCCACAAGCCAAAAGACGGCAAGAUAAAAAUACUGGAGUCUCAACUGGUAGGUUUACUGGAGAAGCUUUUCAUUUUGUUAGUUAUGUACCAAUUAAUGGUAGAUUAUUUGAGUUGGAUGGUUUAAAACCAUACCCUAUGGAUCACGGUCCAUGGAAAGAACACGAAGAGUGGACUGAACAAUUUAGAAGAGUAAUUACCGAUCGUUUGGGAAUGGCAACAGGGGAACAAUUGCAAGAUAUAAGAUUUAACUUAAUGGCUGUUGUUCCUGAUAGAAGACUUGCUAUUUCACAUAAAUUAACUAUGUUGAAGACUAAUAGACAGAUAGUAUUAGAGGCAUUGCAACAACUUGUUAAACUAAGUCAUCAAGAUGGGACAGAGAAAAAUUCGAAUGAUACCGAGAAAUCGGAUAAGUCAUACGAGAAAAAGAACAAACCUGAAGAGGAAAAUGGCUUGUCUAAUAAAUCAGAGAUUGAUGAAACUACAUCAGCACCAGCUAUUACAGUUGAAAGAAGUAGCGAUUCUACUAUAGAUACCGAAGAACCAGCUUCAAGCAUAACUUCCGGAAAGACUGAAUCAAAUGGUAUGGAGAAAGUAGUAAUGUGUGCACUGGAUUAUGCUACGCCUCUUAGAAUCCAAACUUCACCAGCACACAGCUCCUCCAGUACUGAUACAUCUUCUGAGAUUGGAUCCGCAUUUAAUUCUCCAACGCAAGCAUGGGGAUGGAAUUCUGGCCAGAGCAGUCCAACGUCGACGAAAGAUUUCAAAAAGUUUGUUGUAAUUAGAGUAUCUGGGGAUGAAAAGAAUGAGGCAGGUUUAAUAGGUCGUUCUCUUGGGAACAUUAAUAUAAAUGGAAAAAGAUUAGUUUCCGACAGCGGGCACUUACAUAAGAAGGUCUGCUUGUCGGGAGAAGUUAGAAUACCUCAUGCCAGAGUAAAGACUAGUAACGGAGACACGGUUACCGAAGAAAAGAAGGUUGAAAAAAUCGAUCCGAAAUUAUGUACGAAAUACCCGGAGUUGUUUGAACCGCAUACGUUCGCGCCCAAAGAUCUUCUAGCAUUAUUGAAGAAUUUAGAACACGAAAUUAGUAUUUGUGAGACUAGCUUGAAAGACGAAAACGAUAAGAGGAACAAGUACAAGAUUGACGAUUGUCGUAGAACACAUAACUACGACGAAUUUAUCUGUACCUUCCUUUCGAUGCUUGCUCAACAAGGCAAAUUAGCGGAAUUGGUCCAACAACAUUUGACUUUAAAGAAACACACUUCCGUAUCAGUGAAUAGGGUUCAUAGAUCUUCAAAGAAGACCGACACUCGUCCAAACUCAUCACGUAGACGUCGAGGUAGAACAAAGUGUAAAAAACGAAAAUAAUCUUGGUAAUUGAAUCGAAAUGGUAAUAAUGGAGCUGUUAUCCCACCUAUCGAAUCGUCAAUAAAUUGUUGCAAGGACACAAUUUCAAAACGACAACAAGCAUGUAAAAAGAUUAUACUAUUGUUGAAGAAAAAUAGAGAUUGUGUUUCACUCUUCGUAAUACUUACGCAGCAUCAAGAGCGCCGAACUAUCAGUACUUCUUUUACUUUCUUACGCAGAUAUUCUUUAGACAAUGGUAGAUCGACAGCAGUGUUGAUUAUAAUACUACUUUUUCCAUUUGGACUUCAAUCUUUGUCACGAUUGACAAUUAUACUUUAGAACUGUACAAAUUAACUUUAUGAUAUAUUUUUUAUAUUUCUUUCAUAUUAAUGCGCGAUUUCUACUGUCACACUAUGUUUAUAGAUACUAUGAACCUAUUGCGUACUCUUUGCAGUGUGUAUUAGUAAUCUUUAUCUCUGCAUCUAUUAUGUUUCAUAAGAAAUAUAUGGUUUCUUAGAUA
Molecule: messenger RNA, 2709 nt
Organism: Bombus huntii
Lineage: Eukaryota; Metazoa; Arthropoda; Insecta; Hymenoptera; Apidae
Gene: calypso
Product: ubiquitin carboxyl-terminal hydrolase calypso
Exons: 9
Coding region: 756-2210 (484 amino acids)
Biological process (GO): ubiquitin-dependent protein catabolic process; protein deubiquitination
Cellular component (GO): cytoplasm
Molecular function (GO): cysteine-type deubiquitinase activity
Source: RefSeq, a predicted model, not a curated record